Molecule: messenger RNA, 2104 nt
Organism: Mizuhopecten yessoensis (Yesso scallop)
Lineage: Eukaryota; Metazoa; Mollusca; Bivalvia; Pectinida; Pectinidae
Product: mechanosensory protein 2-like
Exons: 5
Cellular component (GO): plasma membrane
Source: RefSeq, a predicted model, not a curated record
AAACAACAGGCAGUGGGGUACAUACAGGAGGUACAUGUACCCGGAUUUGAACACUUAUUGCUAGACUUUGGGCAAUUUACCUGAGAGUACCUCGCUAGGACUACUAAAAAUCAUUAGUUAUAAUUAUAUAAAGUGCACUCACUGAAUCCACAGGUGAUUGAAGAUACAAAUACGACAGUACAGGUACCGUACACAGCUACCUACCUGUUUAUCUACACUCAACCAGUGUAUUGCUGAACUUUCUGUUUGUAACUGGGUGGGGUAGUGCUCAGUGUGCCCUAACCUAAUGCCGGUGAAGUGAUAUUUCAACUCCUGACAUUUGUGUACUUAAUGACAAUGGUUAAAUGUGUGAUGUCUAGCCUGUCUGACAGUUUGCAUUGCUACAUAUUGAUAAACAUGGAAUACUCAGAUAGGUAUACGUAGCAGUCAGGUGCUAAAUAUUGGUACUACCCAGACAGUGGUUAGCUGCUGGUACUACCCAGACAGGUAAUAGUCAUUUGACUACCUGUAUUCUCACCUGUGCUGACUGUUUCCUACAAAUGUGACGUUAUUUUGGACACAGAAAUGAUCUACACAUAUCUGUAUGUCUUGUCAUGCAGUUACAAGGUUUCUAAAUAUAACAAGUGGAAACUGGUUUGUAAGUAAAUUACAGCAGUGUAUUAUAGCGAGGACCAGGAUGUGAUACUAGUCAAGUGUUACCUGGUGUGAUAAACGUGUGAUAUGUCAUUCAGGUUUCCUCCGGAUCCCCACAAUUUAGAUUCUACCUAUUUCUGGAUUAUAGAUGGAGCUGAUGACUGAAGAUCACUACCAGAUAAAAUUACAUGGUUGGAAAGAACAUUUAGAGUAUGUUGAUAUUACAAACGUUCGGUUAUGACAUACUGUGGAUUAGUGAAUAAUCAGUGCUAGUUACUUAGUUGAGAAUCUGUAUCAUUGGGAUUUCAGAACAGACAAAAGUACUAUAAAACCUGUCCACACGUACGUGAGGUGAAUUAUGAAAUACAUCCAAGGGAUUACAGCUGACUUAUGGGGCUAUGUGCUAACGUCACAUAAACAGAUUUGUUACAUUGGACUAAUUUGAAACCAAAUACAGAGGUGAUUUGUCAGAAAAUAAUCUGUAUUGCAAAAUCUACUUUAAAAAAAAACCAAGAUGGCAGACAACUCUGGUCUACACCGAUCUGUGAUAGUCCAUCGUUCCUUUCCUGGCUUCCAUGCCAGAAAUGCUAUGUCGAUGGCCUUGGAAGAUAUGCCGCCACGUCCUAGGUCUGUCAGCCAUGACGCAGACCUUGACCACAGUGAUGAUGUCCACCACAACGUCCAGGACAUCAACAAGUUCGAAAACAACUGGGAGGAUCUUGAUGCUGAAUUUGAAGCUAAAGACAAUACUUGGGAAAGCAGCCAUGUAAAACCGGACACAUGGGAAACAAACGAGGCUGAAAAGGUCAAACAACAAAGCAACAAAAUCCAAGAGAAUGCAGCAGAAAAACCGGAAAAUGAACCAGAUUUAUGGGAUGCUGAAAAAGAUGCCUGGGACAUGAACAAAAGUGAAGAUGUUAAUUGGGAAGAUCCCAUUGUUCAACACCACAGGGCAGAAAGGAGUGAAACUUAUAAACUGUUUGAUAAUAAAGUCCGAGCUGAUGGAGCCAAUGAUGGAGGGUCUGUUGGAUGCUGUGGAUACAUCCUGUGGUUCCUGUCCCUUGUGGUGAUUGCCUUGACCUUUCCUGUCUCACUGUGCCUUUGUAUCAAGGUGGUACAGGAGUAUGAACGAGCGGUCAUCUUCAGACUGGGUCGACUGGUCAAGGGCGGGGCAAAGGGCCCAGGUCUGUUCUUCGUCAUGCCCUGUAUUGAUUCCUACACCAAAGUGGACAUCAGGACGGUGUCCUUUGAUGUACCCCCUCAGGAGGUUCUGACCAAGGACUCGGUGACAGUGGCUGUGGAUGCGGUUGUGUACUAUCGUGUUCAGAAUGCCACCAUGUCUAUCACAAAUGUGGAGGACGCGAACAGAUCAACACGACUUCUCGCUGCCACAACUCUCCGAAACGUCCUAGGAACCAAGAACCUCAGUGAGAUCCUGUCUGAGCGCGAGUCCAUCAGUCAUGUGAUGCAG